Molecule: messenger RNA, 3984 nt
Organism: Mycena citricolor
Lineage: Eukaryota; Fungi; Basidiomycota; Agaricomycetes; Agaricales; Mycenaceae
Source: the annotation of a GenBank genome assembly
AUGGAAACGCCGCUCGCGCAUCUGAUUCAUCUCUGUUACGGCUUGGAAACCAUCAAAAGAACAAGGCGCGUCGACGUCAACACGGACAUGAGCCACUUACUCCCGCCCGGGUUCCCACCAAUCUGGGAAUCGCAGUGUCCACCGCAGCACACUGAGUGGGAGCCGUACUGGCCGGAAAUGCAGUCCAAAUUAGAAGCAAUAUACGAGAGCCCCCCAGCCACAUUUUACACCACAAUUCUCACCUCCUGUCCUGGUUUCCAACGCGUCGCCGUUCAAUUCCAAAGCGCCCCUGAGGAGCCGUUGACCCAAAGCGUCGGUGGGCGCCUCACGUCGUUUCACAAUUCGCUGAACGUGCCACAGCUCCUCAACGCAUUGUCCACACUUGGCUACAAUGUCGCCACACUUGCCCGCCGCCUCGGCGCGGCACCCCGCGUCAACGAUUAUGCUGCGGUAAAACUGGCAGUCUUUCAGUCGGUCUUCGUUCUCAAGACCGACUUCCCCCCCCGUUGUCUCGACCUCUUCUGGGGUUGGUGGCUCUCCCGCUACCUCGAGGCGUACAAGGGCCGCCUCAGUCGUGCUCGUGAUUCCAUUCCUCGUCAAAUCAACGCCAUCGAACUCCACCUAGCUGCCACCAAGUCCACCACGGCCGCAUACACUUGCCUAGUCAUGCUCAAGAGUGCCGUUCGCUUGUCCCAUCCUCUCCCUGUCCUGAUGGCAGAACUACCCGCGCUCUGGAGCAGCCCAGACAUCGCCGAUCCCGACACGAAGAUCUUCACCCAACUCAUUCGUCUGUGUGCUCAAGUAGCCACUCGCCUCUCCAGCGUUGCCGCCCGCAUGGUCCACGACGCCGCCACUGAUGCUGCUCUACGCGUCCAACCUUAUUUCGAUCAUAUUGAGUCGACACUAGCCGAGCAGGACGGUAACGACGAAGCCGACUCCGAAACCGAUGAAAUUGACAUGGACGUCGUGAAAAACGAAAUCCUUGCCAUGCUGGUCACCCUUGACGAUCCCACCGUUCCCCUUCCCCAGUCAACGAUCGCAACCGUCCUUGACGGUGAGACGGCAUUAGGAAUCUCGGCUUGGGACGAUGGUACUGGCGAUAUGGGCGUCGAGCAAUGGAAACAUUGCAACCGCGAGGAGACUAUGCUCUCGCUGCGCUCCUUCGGCGUGGGAGACCAGUUCCGUGGCCUUCGCACCAUCCUCACUACGCGCGUCGGAAGCGUCCCGAUGGUUCCUCAGUGGCAUCAGCUGCAGGGACUCCUGGCGAUACUCACCCGCACGAAAUCUAACGGCAAUGAGCCUACCUCUGUUCCCAGCUGCGUCCUGCUCGCCGACGACAUGGGUCUAGGUAAGACGCUCACCUGUAUGCUGACCAUUCUGGUCCACGCCCACCUUGGCUCCACCGGACUACCGCGCUACGCCCAGCGCCACCUGGUCCUGUGCCCUCCCACUCUUGUAGCCCAAUGGCGAGACGAAAUCGACCUGUUCCUGGACGGUACCCUCUCAACCUACGUCAUCGGCAGCGUCCAAGAAGACUGGACGGCAGAGAUUAAAAUGAUCCAUGAAAGCCCAGUGCCGCUGCACGAUCAAAUCGUUCUCACCUCGCAUAACGUCCUCACUCGCAUGGCGGCGGAGUCGAUUCGGCUUGCUCCUGACGGCCGAUGCAAACCUUACCCGACCGGCUUAUGGAAAAAGAAUAGCCUCUAUCGGUGGUCCUUUUCGACCGUCGUGGUCGAUGAAGCCCACAACGCGCGGAACGAAGGUUUCCUCAACCGCGCCAUCGACGCGAUCAUCGGGUUGACCCAAGUCGGCAUUUUGUGCACCGGCACCCCAUGUGUGGAAAGGCUGCAGGACGUUGUUAAUCUCGGACUCAUCAUGCGGGCUAUCGAGCCCAGUCAAAAAUCUAUGAUCCUUGUCGCCGUGCGCAACGCACAUCAAGCAAAGCGCCUUGUCAGGGACGAAGAAAAUGCCCAGAUCGCCCGUUUCUCCCAACUACACCACAUCAGUCAGAAUAAGCCCACGCCUCUCCUCCAAGACGUCCAACGACAGGACGCUGCCGUCAUCCAAACAGUCAGGAAACUGUUGAAGGCACAGAUUAUUCGCAGAACGGGCCGAUCCUUGGACUUCAACGGUGUCGCUAUCGCCAGCACGAUGCCUCUUCACACUGUCUUUUGUCUGCAGACGCCCUUGACACCGACAGAAAUCGAAGACGUUGCUAUGCUGGAAGCAGACCGGGACGGAAAACUUGAGCGUCGGGGGUUCGAGGCACUAGGGGCCUUCUAUCUACAAGCCCGACAGGCCAUUGCUCUACCCGUUGCAGCACGCAAUGACGAUCUUUCCAUCCAGUCCGCUGCCGGACUUGUGUUUUCAAAGCUCAGCUCCCUCGCAGAACUCGUCAUCCAGCUGCUCUCCCUUGGACCCGAGGCACUGGUUCCCGCAUCAUACCAUGGCACCACGGGUCACGUCCUUGCCCCAGAGGAACUUAACCUCCCCGACGUCACCACUCCCAUCUACCAACCAUCGCGUUUCCCCGACGGCAAAAACGCACAGUGCAAGAUCCUCGUUUACACUAUGCUGGCCUCUAACCAGCAGGCAUUCCAGUCCUACUUCGCCUCGCUCGGCGUCAAAUCGCUCUAUCUUCAAGGGAACCAAUCGCUUGCACGCCGCGAGCAAGUAAUAUCCCAGUUCAAAACAGACCUCUCCAUCCCGGUUCUAUUCGUGAGCAGUGUCGGCGUUGCUGGACUGAACCUCACAGAGGCAAAUGUCACAAUCACUUAUGACACCCCAUGGAGCGGUGUCGACGCUGCCCAGUUCCACGCCAGAGCGUUUCGGACUGGCCAGCAGCGUCACUGCUUUGGUAUCAUGCUUUUUGCCCCCUACACGGUUGACGUUUACUUGCUGAUGACCGCGCUCGGCAAGGCAGACCUUGCAGUCACGUUCUCAACGCCCGAAAAAGCCAGAGCUGUCGUCGAGCAGCUACAUGCUGAGGACGCCAAUGACGGCCGCACUGUCGCCGAAACCGAGACCGAAACCAAACAGGCUGAUUCUCUACCCCUGGCAAAGAAGGCCACUCAACCGGCCAAAAACCAGACACAGUCCAAGGGUCGGAAGGGCCUAGGGUCAUUGCUGCCUGCGGAAGCAUCAAUAGAACAAGCCCCACCAACCCAUCCACCCGCCACCGCUCCCAUUCCUUCUCCGCAUGGCCACCCAGACCCACUCCCACCCCACCUACCUCCAGCCUCGCCAAUAACUCACUUGACACAGCAGCUGGGCUCUGAAGCACCCCACACGGAAACCCCACAGCAUCAGCAACAAGACAGCUUAUCUGACCCUCCAGAAGGAACACCAACAGGCCCAGACGCCUCUGCGCCAUCCAAUACCAGCGACAAGGACUUGCCUGCGCAGAUAACCCAAACUGAAUCGGAACCUCCGGCGGAGCAACCGGGCAAGGCCCAGCAUGUGACCGACUCCGAAUCCAACUCCCAACCCAGACAUAUCCCCGUCGAUUCGCCAGCACGCCCGUUGUCCAACGACAUCGAGAUGACGGAUGUUGACCACUCAUCUGGCCACCCCGUCCCCGCAGAAAAGCGUAUUGCGCCACUUGAAGACCAGGAGCCGCCAGAUGCUUCCCAGAGCGGCUCCUUCGAAGACUUUCGGUCAGAUCAGGACUCUGUCUUGUACGAUGACCACGAAUGGCCUCCGAGCUCUCAGAGUGGGUCUGUCGACGAUUUCCGGUCAGACCACGACUCAACCUCGCGCGAUCACUCGGAAUGGCCUCCGAGCUCUCAAGCCGGGUCAUCGCAGCCCACCCAGACCGACAGUGAACCAUCCUCUUCCCAGCAGGUCCAAACGCGCCCAGCUCGUAAAAGAAAGCGCGCUCUUCCAGAGCGCGAGCCGUCCGUCGAACCCAUCGACGAGGCACCCCUCAUGUUCAAACCUCAAGUGCGGGCAAAGAAGAACGCGAUGCAGCGUCUCAGACAAUAG